Molecule: messenger RNA, 3556 nt
Organism: Eupeodes corollae
Lineage: Eukaryota; Metazoa; Arthropoda; Insecta; Diptera; Syrphidae
Gene: ValRS
Product: valine--tRNA ligase
Exons: 6
Coding region: 204-3332 (1042 amino acids)
Biological process (GO): valyl-tRNA aminoacylation
Cellular component (GO): cytosol; cytoplasm
Molecular function (GO): aminoacyl-tRNA deacylase activity; valine-tRNA ligase activity; ATP binding
Source: RefSeq, a predicted model, not a curated record
UCCACCUGACAUACCGAUCUCUUCGCGCAUGCAGCGUGUCUUGGUUCGUUUCGUACUUGAUUCUGGAAUUCGCUGACGACAACAAGGUCUUCAGUUCAAGACUCAACUUUCGUUUUGGUACUUAGCUUUUGUCCAAACAAGAAAAUACUCCAAUCGUGGCAUCUAUUUCCAACUUAUUUGAAAAACAAAACAAAAAGUAAACAAUGCCACAAGAAUCAGAAGCACCACCAACAGCCGUUGCCAAUGGUGAGGAACCACCAAAAACUGCUAAGCAAUUAGAAAAAGAAGCUAAAAAAGCAGCCAAGUUGCAAAAACUUCAAGAAAAACUCGACAAAAAGGCUUCCGCUCCAGUUGCCACAAAAGAAAAGCCCGAGAAAAAAACGAAAGAAGUGAAAGAAGCAGCCGUUUAUACUGCCAGCACAGCGCCAGGCGAAAAGAAAAACAUCUCGGACGCUUUACCCGAUGCCUAUAGUCCACGCUAUGUCGAAGCUGCUUGGUACAGUUGGUGGGAGAAGGAGGGAUUCUUCAAGCCCGAGUACGGCCGCAAAUCGAUUACCGAAACAAAUCCCAAAGGCAAAUUCAUCAUGGUGAUUCCACCACCCAAUGUCACUGGAUCUCUUCAUUUGGGACAUGCGUUGACGAAUGCCAUUGAAGAUGCAAUCACCCGAUACCAUCGGAUGAAGGGCUACACCACUUUGUGGGUGCCUGGAUGUGAUCACGCUGGAAUAGCCACUCAAGUUGUUGUGGAGAAGAAACUGUGGCGUGAGGAGAAGCUGAGUCGGCAUGAUCUGGGUCGCGAGAAGUUCAUUGAGAAGAUCUGGGACUGGCGCCGGGAGAAGGGCGAUCGCAUCUAUGACCAACUCAAGUGUUUGGGCUCGUCAUACGAUUGGAGCCGGGUGGCAUUUACCAUGGAUCCAAAACUGUGUCGUGCCGUUACCGAAGCAUUUGUCCGACUUCACGAAGACGGAAGCAUUUACAGGAGUUCGAGGCUGGUGAAUUGGUCGUGUGCCCUGCGAUCGGCGAUUUCAGACAUCGAGGUGGACAAAAUUGAUAUUCCCGGCCGGACAUUCUUCAACAUUCCUGGCUACACUGAUAAGGUUGAAUUCGGAGUGUUGGUGAAGUUUGCCUACAAAGUUGAGGGUACUGAUGAUGAGAUUAUUGUGGCCACCACUCGUAUAGAGACAAUGUUGGGUGACACAGCUGUCGCUGUCCACCCCACCGAUGAGAGAUUCAAGCAUUUACAUGGCAAAUUCGUGAGACAUCCAUUCUGCGAUCGCAAGUUGCCAAUUGUGUGCGAUGACUUUGUGGAAAUGCAUUUCGGUACUGGUGCUGUGAAGAUCACCCCAGCUCAUGAUCCUAACGAUUAUGAGGUUGGAAAACGUCAGGGCUUACCAUUUAUAACCAUUUUCAACGACGACGGUUACAUCGUUGGGGAUUACGGCGAAUUCACUGGAAUGAAGAGAUUCGAUUGUCGCAAGAAGAUUGUUGAAAAACUGAAGGAAUUGGGAUUGUACAGGGACACUGUGAACAAUCCAAUGGUGGUACCUUUCUGCAGUCGUUCCAAAGACGUAGUUGAACCGAUGAUUAAACCACAAUGGUACGUGAAGUGUGACGAUAUGGCCGCAGCUGCCACAGACGCUGUCAAGAACGGAGACCUGAAGAUUGUCCCCGAACACCACACCAAGAUAUGGUAUCACUGGAUGAAUGGAAUUCGUGAUUGGUGUGUUUCGCGUCAGCUUUGGUGGGGCCAUCGCAUCCCAGCAUACUUUGUGACCUUCACUGAUUCAAGCAUCAAAGGUGGCGAUAAUGAAGACUACUGGAUCGUUGCUCGCAGCAAGGAGGAAGCUCUUUCAAAAGCUGCUGCAAAAUUCAAUGUCGACGCCAGCAAGAUCAUUCUCAAUCAAGACGAAGAUGUCCUAGACACAUGGUUCAGUUCAGGAUUGUUCCCCUUCUCUGUCUUUGGCUGGCCAGACAAUACCGAUGACAUGCAAGCCUUCUACCCAACCUCUCUGCUCGAAACCGGGCACGACAUUCUGUUCUUCUGGGUGGCACGUAUGGUGUUCUUCGGUCAAAAACUCUUGGGCAAGUUACCAUUCAAAGAAAUCUACCUACAUCCCAUGGUCCGUGACGCACAUGGUCGUAAAAUGUCGAAGAGUUUGGGCAACGUUAUCGAUCCAAUCGACGUUAUUCGCGGGAUCUCUCUCGAAGGGCUACACGAGCAAUUACUCACCUCCAACUUGGACCCCAGGGAAAUUGAACGCGCCAAAGCCGGACAGAAACAAGAUUUUCCAAAUGGAAUUCCAGAAUGUGGAACGGAUGCGUUACGUUUCGCCCUGUGCGCCUACAUCACUCAAGCUCGUGACAUAAACUUGGACAUAAACCGUGUCCAAGGCUACCGAUUCUUCUGUAACAAGCUGUGGAAUGCAACCAAAUUUGCCCUUAUGUACUUUGGUGGGGAGGAGAAAUAUAGUGCCGAUAUAACUAUCACUGGAAAGGAGAACAACAUGGACGUGUGGAUCUUAUCGCGACUGGCUGCUGCCAUCGAAGCAUGCAAUACUGGAUUUGAAAACUAUGAAUUUGCAACAGCUACAAGCGCCUGUUAUAGUUUCUGGUUGUAUGAUCUUUGUGAUGUAUACUUGGAGUGCUUGAAACCGAUCUUCCAGAACGGAACCGAUGACCAGAAGGCAUCAGCUCGCAAAGCCCUCUACACUUGCCUUGAUCUCGGUCUCAGGAUAAUAUCUCCGUUUAUGCCUUUCAUCUCGGAGGAGUUGUAUCAGAGGCUGCCACGUUUGGAACAAACUCCAAGCAUUUGUGUAGCUUCUUAUCCAGAGAAUACAUCAUGGCGUAACGAAGAAGUCGAGCGGGAAGUUGAGUUCGUGCAAAAAGCAGCGCGAAUCAUUCGUUCAGCACGCAGCGACUACAAUCUCCCCAAUAAGACAAAAACUGAAGCUUUCAUUUACUGCACUGACUCUCAGCCCAAUGACAUCCUUAAGAAGUAUGCCAAUGACCUGACAACAGUGUCAUUCUGCUCGAAGAUCCACUUCGACACAGAAGUACCCCAAGGCUGUGCUAUUCUCACUGUCUCGGGUCAAUGUGAAGUCCACUUGCUACUAAAGGGUUUGAUUGAAGCCGACAAGGAAAUCACAAAGCUCGAGAAGAAGAAAGUCCAACUCGAACAAACUGUCAGUAAAUUGAAUCAAGCCAUGUCGGCCGCAGAUUAUAGCACAAAAGUUCCAGCCGAUGUCCAGACGGCAAAUACUGAUAAACUAGCCGAGUCUUCAAGUGAAAUCCAAAGGAUUACCGAUGCAAUUCAGACUUUGAAAUUGAUGUAGAUUUUAAAUGAUCACGGUGCUUAACAGGAAAAAAGGAGAUUUAACUUAUUUUAAACCAUAAUGAUAUCAGUUUUCGGAGAGUAUUUGAAUACAGUUAGUUGAUUUUUCUUCGCGUCUAGGUACCUACUAUAUGUCGUCACAAUUAAGCUUUUUUGAUUUAUAUAAACAGAAAUGAGAGAAGAAUAAAAGUAAAUGCAAAAAAAAUUCAAUGAAAACAUAAAUAA